UUGAACAAUGUGUACUCGAUUGAAUGAAUCUUCGCUCGUGCGUUCGUGCGAAUGUCUUUGUCGACUCACUAGCUGGUGCCGAACAUGGCCAAGAGCUUCGGAUGCACACUCACGACACCACCACUACUACCACCAUCACCACCGCCACGCCCAUCCACAGCCCCUUCCCCAUUCACCGACACGUCCACACGAGCACUCUCUGCUUUUGCAGCUGUUCCAUCUGUCUGCCACCCCGUCGACAGAUCAGCCAGCAGCUCUGGGCGGUGUGUCCUCAGAGCCUCCUCCAACUCCAUCCACAAACCUGCAUGCCGACCUUCAGACACACCUGAUGUAGGGAUGGAUGACCACGCACACAAUCUCACACCGGGGAAUAAUACACGAGCCUCGCUCUCAGUUGACAGCUCACUGACCUGAGACUUGUUCUGGCUUGAACCUGAGGAACUUUGCCGUGGCGCGGAGGCCCCUGGGGGAAACGAAGUUCUGAGUGAUGGCAAAGGUGUCGUCCUCCAGGUUGAGGACGGCGUGCCACCAUCCCCGUGGGAUGAACAGCAGCUCCCCGGCACACACUGUGGCCUCCAGAGGCCUCACACCACCUGCACAAAGACAGCACACACACAACGCACAGAUGGGAUGAAUGCGUAUUGGUGGAGUCCGCUUGCCACACCGCUUACCGUAGUCUGCUUGUUGGGUGGCGUCGUAGAAGUUGAGUAACCACUCGACGAGCGACACUGGCUGGGUGACCUCUGCCCCCCCACGAGAUGGCGACACGCCAGGCGGCACGUGGCCGGGGGGAAGCAUAAACCACUUCUUCGCACCUACAGGCAGCACAGCAACCGACAGGAACAAAUCGCAUCGUGUUGAUGGAUGGAGUCCCUGCACGGCCGUCGCUACUUUAUCACCCACCUCUAAUGACGCCGUUCCACGCCGAAGUGGCGUUUGGGUCGACGUGCCACUUGCUGCCGGAUCGACGGUUGCCAAUCAACAGCCACCUGACAUAGACACACACAACCCACACACACGAACAGACGUACCGGUACAAUGUGUCAUCGAUCCAUCCUUUCUCUUCUAAUGACCGGAAGUUUGGUCUUUGUGGUAGAAGUGCGAACAUGUCCUCAGCGAAGUACUGCGGCGGUGUGUAGUCGUCGGCCAUGAAGGGGGCCCUGUCGGCGAACUUGGGGUCGAAUAUGAAGAGGGGGUUGUCGUCCUCAUUCGCAUCGGCAUACGCGAAGAAAUCACGGAGCGACAUAUCAACUGACAGACAGGGGGUCGGCGAAGGAGGAAGGACACACAUGCUAUGAGGCUUUUGAUUUUGUGUGUGAUGUGCCUGCUACCUGGCCCAGCGGUGAAUUUGACAUGGCCGGCACGUUUGAGCAAGUGCUCACGGCUCCACUUGCCGUAGGCGGGCCACCUGUCAACCACACCUGACCGGACAUCAAUACACGGCCGGCGUGAUCGUCUUUGUGUCUGCAUCGACUGUGUGUUGCAUUCUCACUCACCUCUAAUGAUGACAGGCACAUUGGGCGUCUCGUACUCACGGAUAGAAUCACCCACAGACAGGGCGGCCGCAUCUCGGCGAUCAAUUGUCUCAGUGCACAACCACCUGGAACACAAAGGCACAACGCAGGAGUGUCGUCUCGGCGCAUCCACCGACCACCACUCUUCUCACCGUCUCUUGAGGGGCACUGAUGCACAGUGGAAGCGUUGGAAGAGCCAGUCGGAAUAGAAUGACGGCACGCGGACCGAUGCAGGCGCCACCGAAUUGACCCCUUUUCUGUGCGUCAUGGUCAGCCAAGUGCAUCGCCAGUCCUUGUGGUACUGAAAACCAUCCCUGAAGUCAUCCGUAACACGCUGAGCGAGGCGCAAAACGACACACGAACGAGGUGAGAUACCACAGUGGGGGGGCGGUGUGCAUCAUGUGUAUGCACUUCACCUGCAUCCACAGCUCUUCGUGGUUGGCGAAGACGUAGAAGCUGCGCGACACACGGGCCACCCUUCCCAGCUCCACACACGUCAAGUGCUCAAACACGGUGCACACCUGACAACACAAAUCAUGCACACACAUCAGCGGACCAUCACAAGGCCACAUGCAUCCCUGUGAGUGCACCCACCGCAAAGUCACUGAGUGGCUUGAGCAUUCCAAGGCCCGCAUCUCGGCAGUUGCGGCCUCCAUCGAUGAGCAGGUUGCCCAGUGGCCGAAUCUGAUGGAUGGACGAAACACACAAGCACACAAGCAGAGAGAGGCAGCGCAUGAGGCGUUUGACUCAUCCCUCUUUAUCUUGCUGUACCCCGAUCGGAUGUGACGAUCUCGGACGCUUGCUGGGAGGCUCCACCGUCGCAGUAUCGGCACGGGAGAGGUGCUCGGCUGCCUUUCUGACAGUGCUUGAUGACGUUUUCGAGCUGCUCAUGGAAGAUCGCAGCCCAGUUUCUUCAAGUGUCAUACCCAAGAUCUUUGCGGACGGCCCUCCUCUCGCG
Messenger RNA from Vitrella brassicaformis, 2472 nucleotides. The record is from the annotation of a GenBank genome assembly. Lineage: Eukaryota; Vitrellaceae.